AUGUUUGCCCAGCCCGCCCAGCCAUCUGGCAGUCGCCACGGCGACGUCCCGAUGCACGACCACCACACAAGACCAGCGUACAGCCACGAGCACAGACCAUCCGAGCCCGCGCCCCAGCCUCCUUCAAGUCCGGUCUUCAAUCCUUACCCCUACAGUCCUCUAACCGAUGUCGAACUAUUCGAGAUGCGCACCCGCCUGCUUUACUGCAAGACCAUCCUAAACGAGAUCAUUGAAUGGUUGACGCGUCUCAUCCGGUUCUCGCCCGAUAGCAAGGAGUGGAUACACCUCAAGGGAAACGAGUGGAACCGGCACCCGUUCAAACCGGUCAUGCUCAACUUCAUACAGUCUGUCAGAAGUCGCGAACACGAUUUUGCGGUCAAUGCGCACGCUUCGGGACGGAAAGACCGCGCGGAGAGGUGCUGGGACGCGGUUCAGGGAAUAGCUCAGAUCCAGUCUUACGUCGAGGAUGGCAUUCCCAGGCUACACGAUGCUAUGAUGAGGCAUGAGCUCAUUCUAGAGGGCAAUACAUCACCGUACAUCUACGAUCCCCGCUGGAGGCCUUAG
Messenger RNA from Peniophora sp. CBMAI 1063, 564 nucleotides. The record is from the annotation of a GenBank genome assembly. Lineage: Eukaryota; Fungi; Basidiomycota; Agaricomycetes; Russulales; Peniophoraceae.